AUGUCCAGACCGGAGGAGUAUAGUGUUGGCUGGAUAUGCGGCAUCACCACUGAUUACGUCGCCGCACAAGCGCUCCUCGACGAACAGCAUCAACCCCCGGAAUAUCUACACCCUGACGACAAAAAUGACUACACUCUAGGAAAAAUUGGAAAGCAUAACGUGGCUCUUGCUGUAAUACCUAUUGGAGAACAUGGUGCCUCUUCAGCUGCAGAGGUGGCAAAAUAUUUGAUGCGCAGCUUUCCGAACAUCCGGAUCGGGCUAUCUGUCGGCGUCGGCGGCGGGGCACCAAGUCAAAACAAUGAUAUCCGCCUUGGAGAUGUUGUUGUUGGUAUUCCAUACAAUGGCCAAGGUAGCGUACUUCAGUACGACCUCUGUAAAACAAUACAAAGUCAAAGCUAUCCUACGAUCUUGGAUCGCCCACCCUUGAUUCUCCGCACGGCAGUUAAUGGGCUUCAGGCGGAGUAUGAGACCAAAGGCCAUCAACUUGAAGAAGCAAUCAACAAGGCUCUUGAAAGGAAACCAAGAUUGUGGAAGAAAUUCAAGCGACCAGAUCCAAUCAGUGACAAGCUAUACCGUAGUGACAUAUAUCCUGCCGACAUUGGGCCAACUUGUACUUUGCUUUCCCAGGAUGAUUCAUCUGAACUGGUGUUACGAGAUCUUCGCACCCAUCAAGAUGACAAUCCAGUCCUUCAUUACGGUCUGGUCCUAUCAAGCAACCUUCUCAUGAAAGAUGCCUUACUUCGUGAUAAACUUGCUGCGGAAAGGGGUGUUUUGUGCUUCGAAAUGCAAGCAGUGGGGCUAAUGCAGAAUUUCCCCUGCCUUGUGAUUCGCGGCAUAUGCAACUACGCCGAUACCCAUCAGAACAAAGAGUGGCAAGGAUAUGCGUCAAUGGUCGCAGCAGCGUAUGCAAAAGAUCUCUUGUCUCGAAUUUCGCCCCAAAGAAUGGAGAGUGAGACCAAAGCAAAAGAUGUUCUCAUGGGGAGCGAUCAUCAUACACAUGCCACAUUCGGAAGGAAAAACUCUGGAUUACAGAUUGGUGUAAAUUAUGGCCCUAUUAAUGGAGUUACUUUUGGGUCCAAAAGAAAUACAUAA
Messenger RNA from Talaromyces rugulosus, 1092 nucleotides. RefSeq lists its product as uncharacterized. Gene Ontology annotation, biological process: nucleoside metabolic process. NCBI's taxonomy places the organism in Eukaryota, Fungi, Ascomycota, Eurotiomycetes, Eurotiales, Trichocomaceae. Gene Ontology annotation, molecular function: catalytic activity. The transcript has a single exon. The record is from RefSeq and is a predicted model, not a curated record. Bases 1 to 1092 code for a protein of 363 amino acids.